AUGGCGGACCGGCUGACGCGGAUCGCGAUCGUCAACGAAGACCGCUGCAAGCCCAAGAAGUGCCGCCAGGAGUGCAAGAAGAGCUGCCCCGUCGUCAAGACCGGGAAGUUGUGCAUUGAAGUUGGUCCGGCGUCCAAGGUUUCCUUCAUCUCUGAAGAGCUGUGCAUUGGUUGUGGUAUUUGUGUCAAGAAAUGCCCAUUUGAUGCCAUCGAGAUCAUCAACCUCCCAAAAGAUCUGGAAAAGGAUACCACCCAUCGCUAUGGGCCAAAUACAUUCAAAUUGCACAGGCUGCCUGUACCAAGGCCUGGUCAAGUUUUGGGACUUGUUGGAACCAAUGGAAUUGGAAAGUCCACAGCGCUUAAAGUCUUAGCUGGCAAGCUGAAACCAAAUUUGGGACGAUUCAAAAAUCCACCUGAUUGGCAGGAGAUCCUUACAUACUUCCGUGGCUCUGAACUUCAGAAUUAUUUUACACGUUUAUUGGAGGAUAACCUGAAGGCAAUCAUUAAGCCUCAGUAUGUUGACCACAUUCCAAAAGCUGUCCAUGGAAAUGUCGGGCAGGUACUUGAGCUGAAAGAUGAGAGGGAUAUGAAAGCUGAGCUGUGCGUUGACCUUGAAUUGAACCAAGUUAUUGACCGAAAUGUGGGAGAUCUUUCUGGCGGUGAGCUCCAGAGAUUUGCAAUAGCAGUUGUUGCUGUGCAAAGUGCAGAAAUUUACAUGUUUGAUGAACCAUCAAGUUAUCUUGAUGUUAAGCAGAGACUGAAGGCUGCACAAGUCAUUAGGUCCUUGCUGAGAUCGAACAGCUACGUCAUUGUUGUGGAACAUGACUUGAGCGUCUUAGAUUACUUGUCCGACUUCAUUUGCUGCUUAUAUGGAAAGCCAGGAGCUUAUGGUGUAGUUACACUGCCAUUUUCAGUCCGAGAAGGUAUCAAUAUUUUCCUGGCUGGAUUUGUUCCAACUGAAAAUCUUCGGUUCCGAGAUGAAUCUCUUACAUUUAAGAUUGUUGAUACACAAGACAACGCGGAGGAGAUUGAAACAUACCAACGAUACAAGUACCCUACCAUGAGCAAAACCCUAGCAGACUUCAAGCUCACUGUCAUGGAAGGUGAAUUCACUGAUUCUCAGAUUGUUGUGAUGCUUGGUGAGAACGGGACAGGGAAAACUACAUUCAUCAGAAUGCUGGCUGGGCACUUGAAGCCAGAUACAGUGGAUGGAGUUGAGAUCGAAAUUCCUGAAUUUAAUGUGUCCUACAAGCCCCAAAAGAUUAGCCCAAAAUUCCCGGGCUCAGUGAGGCAACUGCUUCAUAAGAAAAUACGCGAUUCAUAUACUCAUCCUCAGUUUAUAUCCGAUGUAAUGAAGCCACUACAAAUUGAGCAGCUCAUGGAUCAGGAGGUGCUGAAUUUAUCAGGUGGAGAACUCCAAAGGGUGGCUCUAUGUCUUUGCCUUGGACAGCCUGCAGAAAUCUACCUUAUUGAUGAGCCGAGUGCGUACCUCGAUUCGGAGCAGCGCAUUGUCGCCUCGAAGGUGAUCAAGAGGUUCAUCCUCCAUGCCAAGAAGACGGCGUUCAUCGUCGAGCACGACUUCAUCAUGGCAGCCUACCUUGCGGACAAGGUGGUGGUCUACGAAGGGCGCCCCUCCGUCGAGUGCACUGCCUGCACGCCGCAAUCCCUGGUGUCUGGGAUGAACAGGUUCCUAUCGGUAAGUGCAUAA
Messenger RNA from Triticum turgidum subsp. durum (durum wheat), 1707 nucleotides. The record is from the annotation of a GenBank genome assembly. NCBI's taxonomy places the organism in Eukaryota, Viridiplantae, Streptophyta, Magnoliopsida, Poales, Poaceae.